AUGCUCCUAAAAACACAAGAAAGCAAACAGAGCUUUAAAUUUUCUUGUCUAAAAAUUCUAGAUUCUAAAAAAGAUUCUACAACUACUAUUACUAAGAGUAUUCAGACUCUGGAAGCACAAACAACCAUUGCUCUGAUCACAACAGCCCUGCUUCUGGAACCACGAACACAUAACGACAAUACUGGGACUGUCAACAUUCAACCCAUAUUCAAUCAUGAUCCCUUUGAUCUAAGCAGCAGCAGUAAGGGGAAUGUCAUCCGUGAAGCCUGUAAGACGCUGGGUCAGAAGAUGAAAGGAAAUUGCACCGUGAUGGUGGAAAUUAAUGACAAGCAAUUAACUGCAACAAUAACAAUAGAUGCCGACCAAAAGAUACCGCCAGAAAACUACAAACCUCUAGAACCUGUCAGUGGAGUUACAGACAAUAAUGCUUUACAGAAAGAGGAUCUAAACAAGCACACGAUACCAGACACGUUGAUCGCCAUCUUGGCUUCUUGUGGUGCUUUGGUGCUCAUUCUGUGCUGCUUUGCUGCGUACUGCACUUAUCAUCGCAGAUCCUACAGGAAGAACCAGCAACACCUGACAGAAGAGCUGCAGACAGUGGAGAAUGGUUAUCAUGACAAUCCCACACUGGAGGUGAUGGAGGUACAGCCGGAGAUGCAAGAGAAAAAACUGACAAUGAACAGGGAGUUUAACGACAGCUGGAUCGUCCCCAUAGACAACCUGCUGAAAGAGGACAUACCUGAUGAAGAAGACACACACUUGUAAUGGCAUCAGAUGAACCGUCUGGAGAAGGAAACCUGCUGCUCUCAUAACGGUAGAUUGUGACCGGCCAGAAUGUAGAGAAAGCAGAGAUUGACAUAAAGACUAUCAAACGACAAUGCUUUCAUUUGGUGCCCGGGUGUAUAUGCUGUAAUUAAGUAGCUGAAUGUCAAGUAUGUGCUAGAAAUAGCCGAAACGUUUUUAGGUUUCGUGUCACUGUGGACUUUUGGAAUGACAAUGCACAAUCUGUGGCCUCUCUUUGUGCCUUAAAUUUUCUUCAGCAGGAUUAAUUCAUGCUUUAAAACAAAUAGUUUUCCAAUAAACAAUUUGAUGAACACAAAAUAUCUAGCAAAUAAUAGGUAAUAUAGCCCAUUUAUGAUUUCAAACAGAUUUGGUCCAAUAAUUUUCAGUAUUGAAUGAAAAAAGAAUUUAGGUUUUGCUCGCCAUCUUGGAACGUUUUUUCCCAGUGCAAUGCAUGUUGGAUUCUCUAAAUGUGAAGCUGGCCAAAAUAAGGCCUCGAUUUCACUGCCUUUGCAUUAGGAGUGUGCCUUAUGAUGCUGUCAAGCAAUGCUAAUUACUUUCUCUAAAAAAAAAAAGAAAGAAAAAAAAAAGAUAUAUUCAGGAUUCAAGGUUCACAGAUUCUGACCAGUGGAUUUAUGUGAUAUUUUCCAUUUAUUUGAUUUUUUUAAAAUUAUGUUAUGGAAAGAACACUCACAAAAUUGUUUCUACCUGAUAGAACUGAGCAUAAAUUGUAUUACUACUAUAGAAAUUUCCAUCACUUUUCCCAUGACUUUUUGAGGCCUAGAAAUCACAUUUAUCCAGUGGAAACCUUGUAUUAUUUUUUGAGCAGAAUGUAAUUGUUGUGCUUGUAUAUACUGCUUAUUUUUAUGCUUCUUUCAUAAUUUGUUCAUUUUCUGAUUAGGGAAGAUUAACACUCAUAUGCACCAAAUUACACUUGGACCAAUGGAUAAUUCGUCCUGGUAAAUUAGACUACGGGUCAAAAGUAUGUGACUCCAUGAUUGGCAGAUAACUUUUUCAUUAUCUUCCAUAUGCUCCACUCAUGUCUCUGUGUUGGUAAUCAUGCCAGUAUGAAGGUUUUUGGUCUUGUCAACCUGAAACAUUUGACACUAAAUCCAACACAAAUCACUUACAUUCUUUAAGUUUAGUUACAGGUAAAAAAAAAAAUCAUAAUUUGUCAUUGAUCACCCUUCUCUUUGGGGAUGUUUUAUUUAAUUGUUUUAAUGUUGAUUUCACCAAAACAAAUUUUUUUUUUUUUGUAUUUUAUGUAAUUGUAUUUGCAUGCACUACACAAAUUUUCAGUAUAAGGGAUUUAGGGUUUAGCUGUUGUACUUCCACCAAAGUAUUAAGGUUGAAUUUAUAGUUGUUUUCUGUUUUUGAAGUCAGUUUGCUGCUGUGUGCAAACGACAGGGGUCUGAUACACUGGAAGCUUCAUCUCUGUCAGAUUGGAUGGGGAUGGCCAUGAUUUCUAAUAUAAAAAUAAAAAAAUUUAAAGUGUGUUUUCUUAGGUAGUUGACAUGUCGAGGCACAUAAUCUUAAAUGAUAACACAAUGCAUUUACUACUGUUCAAAGGUUUGGGGUCUGUAAGAUUUUUUAAAUGGUUU
Messenger RNA from Sinocyclocheilus rhinocerous, 2381 nucleotides. It is a transcript of the gene podxl, whose product is annotated as podocalyxin-like. Gene Ontology annotation, cellular component: microvillus membrane; apical plasma membrane. The transcript has 6 exons. NCBI's taxonomy places the organism in Eukaryota, Metazoa, Chordata, Actinopteri, Cypriniformes, Cyprinidae. The record is from RefSeq and is a predicted model, not a curated record. Bases 1 to 765 code for a protein of 254 amino acids. Gene Ontology annotation, biological process: cell migration; positive regulation of cell-cell adhesion mediated by integrin; negative regulation of cell-cell adhesion.